This is a messenger RNA of Racocetra fulgida, 170 nucleotides long. NCBI's taxonomy places the organism in Eukaryota, Fungi, Glomeromycota, Glomeromycetes, Diversisporales, Gigasporaceae. The record is from the annotation of a GenBank genome assembly.
CUAUUAGUGUCGGUAUAUGUCGUGGUAAAUAUCCUAUAGAAUUACUUGAUGAAUGGGAUAGAUGGGAUGCAGAAUUUAAUUCAGAGAACGAUCGCCCUGGUAUUCAUAAUUGGGAACAAGCCUGGAGUCUACUUAUUCAAGUUGGAUUGGCUUUAGCUCAAGCCGAACAG